CAGAAGUAAAUCACAGCAACAGCUCCCUAUGCGCAUGUCACCGUCGAGGGGAUUUUAAAUUGAGAGGAGCGAAGGAGAGCAGACAAGAUGGUGAAAAAAGCAGUAGACUCCCGGAUUCCGGCAUUGAUUCGCAAUGGCGUCCAAGAAAAGAAACGAAGCUUCUUUGUGGUUGUCGGAGACAGGUCGAAAGAUGUCAUUGUGCACCUCCACUAUAUCAUGUCGAGUAUGGAUAUGAAGCAAAACAAAUCGGUGUUAUGGGCAUACAAGAAUAAACUCCUAGGCUUCACAAGUCACCGGAAGAAGCGCGAGACUAAGAUUAAGAAGGAAAUCAAACGAGGCACACGAGAAGCCAAUACGGAAGACCCUUUCGAACUUUUUGUUUCCCUCCACAACAUCCGCUAUGUAUACUACAAGGAGACGGACAAGAUUCUUGGAAAUACCUACGGGAUGUGCAUAUUACAAGACUUCGAGGCCAUCACACCAAAUUUACUUGCCAGAACCAUUGAGACUGUUGAGGGAGGUGGCCUGGUUGUACUCCUUCUGAAGGGAAUGACCAGCUUAAAGCAGCUCUACACUUUGUCCAUGGAUAUCCACUCUCGAUAUCGAACAGAAGCACACGACGAUGUUACAGCAAGAUUCAAUGAGCGAUUUAUCCUAUCAUUGGGAAAGUGUGAGUCGUGCCUGGUCAUUGAUGACGAGCUCAAUGUUUUGCCCAUCUCUGGAGGCAAAAACGUAACGGCUUUGCCUCCCCCGGAUUUGGAUGAGCCGAAGAGCGAAUCGCUGAAGGAAUUGGAUAACAUGAAGGAAGCGUUACAAGAUACGCAGCCAGUUGGAUCUUUGGUGACUUUGGCCAGAACCGUCGACCAAGCUAAGGCACUAUUAACCUUCGUGGAUGCUAUUGCGGAAAAGACCUUAAGAAGUACAGUAACUCUCACCGCAGCAAGAGGACGAGGAAAAUCAGCUGCUCUUGGUGUUGCGGUGGCGGCAGCUGUGGCCCAUGGAUAUAGCAAUAUCUUCAUUACUUCUCCGAGCCCAGAGAACCUGAAGACUCUUUUCGAGUUCAUCUUCAAAGGGUUUGAUGCUCUCAAUUACUUGGACCAUGAAGAUUACUCCAUCAUUCAGUCAACAAAUCCGGAUUUCAACAAAGCAAUUGUGCGAGUUAAUAUUCACCGUCAACAUCGUCAAACUAUCCAAUACAUCAGACCGCAAGAUGCACAUGUUCUUGGUCAGGCAGAACUGCUAGUGAUCGAUGAAGCAGCCGCAAUACCUUUGCCUCUCGUUCGGAAAUUGAUGGGACCCUAUCUGGUUUUUAUGGCUUCCACGAUCAACGGAUAUGAAGGAACAGGCCGGUCGUUGUCCCUAAAGCUGAUUAAACAACUUCGAGAAAAAUCGAGAGGAACUGCUAAAAUGAAUGGGACUGAAGAUGCUGAAGUAGCCGACCGUUCAACUGGGAAAGCUGCCAAGGUUCCGGACAGCAGUUUCUCUGGUGGCCGCUCGCUUCGGGAAGUGACCCUCUCAGAACCAAUUCGUUAUUCCAAAGGGGAUGCUGUUGAGAAGUGGUUGAAUACCGUCCUUUGUCUCGAUGCGACUCUCCCAAGAUCCAAAUUAAACACCCUGCAAGGUUGUCCAGAUCCAUCACAGUGCCAGCUUCUCAAUGUCAAUCGUGACACCCUCUUUGCUUUCCAUGAAGUUUCAGAGAAGUUCUUACAACAAAUGGUCGCACUUUAUGUUGCAAGUCACUACAAAAACUCACCAGACGAUUUGCAAUUAAUGAGUGACGCCCCAGCGCAUCAACUUUUCGUACUCGUUCCGCCGAUUCCAGAGGAUAGCAAGCAUUUACCGGAGCCGCUGUGCGUCAUUCAAGUUGCUCUCGAAGGACGAAUCAGUAGGGAGAGUGUGAAAAACAGCUUGAGUAGAGGCAGAAGAGCCGCAGGAGAUCUCAUCCCGUGGAUUGUCAGUCAACAAUUUCAGGAUGAAGAAUUUGCUGGUCUAUCGGGAGCACGUGUUAUCCGAAUAGCAACGAACCCAGACUACAUUCAGAUGGGAUAUGGAAGCAAGGCCCUCGAGCUUUUAGUGGAUUUUUAUGAGGGCAAAUUCGCGAAUCUCUCUGAAGAAGCCAAUAGCUUCGUGGAGGAAAGUAUCACUAGAGUCACAGAUGCAGAGCCGGCCAAUGCCUCUCUGUUAGACGAUGAUAUCAAAGUCAGAGAUAUUCGAAAGAUGCCACCACUAUUUUCUAAGCUUGCUGAGCGUCGCCCCGACAAGCUUGAUUAUGUGGGUGUGAGCUAUGGUCUCACACAGCCCUUGCACAGAUUCUGGAAGCGAGCUUCGUUUGCUCCUGUAUAUUUGAGGCAAACACCCAAUGAGCUCACGGGAGAGCACACAUGUGUUAUGAUUCGCCCUAUUGGGAGUCGAGAAGAGAUAUCAUGGCUUGGAGCAUUUGCUCGAGAUUUCCACAAUCGAUUCUUGAAGCUCCUCAAGUACCAAUUCAAAGACUUUGCAGCUGUUCUAGCACUUAGCAUCGACGAAUCCGCAAGCAUGGGCUCUAAGCUUGAUGACUCGAUCCAACCUCAACACUUCACCAAAUCCGAACUUGACAGAUUGAUGUCUCCCUUCGACCUUAAAAGAUUGGAGUCGUACGCAAACAAUAUGCUAGACUACCAUGUUAUUUUGGAUCUGAUUCCAGAUCUUGCAAAUGCAUACUUCACAGGACAGCUUAAGUCGGAUAUCAAGCUCACUGGCAUCCAACAAUCGAUUCUUCUCGCCGUUGGUUUGCAAUGCAAAGACCUCUCUUCGAUAGAACAGGAAUUGAAUCUCCCCUCUUCCCAGUUAUUGGCGAUGUUCAUCAAGAUCAUGCGGAAAAUGAGUUCUCACUUUGGUGCUUUGGUUUCCGGUGCACAUGAAGCCAAUAUGCCGAAAAGAGAGGACAUAGGAGUCAGCCGAGAAGACGCAAGUGGUGCUUUAGAUGAUGAGAUUGUUGAUACCCGAUUUGUGCCAUUGGAGACUGGUCUGCAAGAGGAACUCGAAGAAGGCGGCGAUGAAGCCUUGAAGGCGUUGAGGGAAAAGCAAAGAGAGUUGAUUGAUGCAUUGCCUCUGGACCAAUACGAGAUCGAGGAAGGAGCUCCAGGAUGGGCAGAUGCAGAGAGGCAAGUUCUGACUGCUACAAAGAGUGGCUACAAGAACCCUGUAGUGAGUGUGAAGAGCAGCAAGACUAAGAGGAAGGCAGGCGAAACUGCUGCAGAGAUAUAUGAACAGGAAAUGGGAGAAAAGGCGCAUAAAAAGGCAAAAAGAGGGUCCAAAAAGGGAAAAAAUCGAUCAUAAUAGAGUUAGUCUCUUGUCAAUAAAUGACACGAGCCAUGUCCAACGGCUUGUAUAACUCA
Messenger RNA from Hyaloscypha bicolor E, 3377 nucleotides. Its product is annotated as DUF699-domain-containing protein. Gene Ontology annotation, cellular component: nucleolus; 90S preribosome. Gene Ontology annotation, biological process: rRNA acetylation involved in maturation of SSU-rRNA. The record is from RefSeq and is a predicted model, not a curated record. Bases 88 to 3318 code for a protein of 1076 amino acids. Lineage: Eukaryota; Fungi; Ascomycota; Leotiomycetes; Helotiales; Hyaloscyphaceae. Gene Ontology annotation, molecular function: ATP binding; 18S rRNA cytidine N-acetyltransferase activity; tRNA binding. The transcript is spliced from 6 exons.